AUGUUUCGGGACCUCGUUCGUUCCAUCAUCGAUUAUGAGGCGAACACUAACCCCACGGCAUCUCUGAAUCUGUUGGAAACACUGAAACGGGAGAUUCGAAAAGAUCUGACGUCCGCAUUCGAGUUGGCAGAACCCCUCAUCGAGAAAUAUCCCGAUCUCUACGACCGCAGUUCGACGUUUUUCGAAUUCCUGACCACGUGUAGCGGCUGGUCGCCUUGUUUCGCACAAAGGGCCCCUCCUCGGGAGAACCAGACGCAAUGCUCCAAGCGGGAAUGCGAGGACGAAAAAAAAUAUUCGAAGGAUGACGGAGAAAGACUGCGAAGAGAAAUCGAUUCGUUGACGAAAUGUCGCGAGGAAGAGGCGGCGGGACUACCACAAGAACCCUUGCCUCCUUCUACGGCGAAAAAUUACUUGGAAUACUGCGUCGAAGAAGUCGAGGACACCGAAAAAAUGCAUGCGCGAUUGAAAGACUCGGAAUUCGAACUGCGAGAAACGCAAAGAAAACACGACGAACUGGAACUGAAACUCGAAAGGAUGCGGAAAGAGAAACGAAACGACGAGUUAGAAAUAACCAGACUCACGAAGGAGUCAAAUGAUUCGAAACGCGCAAAAGAAGAAUGCGAGACGGAAUCGAGGCAUUUGAAAUCUCGCAACGCCGAUUUGGAACGGCAGAGGAACGAGUCGUCGAAGCAACUCGAGGAUUUUCAGGCGAAACUCCGUCAAGUGGAGAAGCGACUGCGAGAAGUCACGGAGGAACGAGACGAAUACGAAACGCGCUCGAGUUACGAAAAGGAAAAAAUCCGCGAUUCAAAGGAGGAAGAUUCGAAGCGAUGGUCGUUGUUGCGAAGCGAUUACGAAGAACUCAAGACUAAGAACUUCGCACUCGAAAAGGAGAACCACUCGUAUCGCGACUCGUGGAGGGAGCUAUCGGAACAGAAGAAGGAAUUAGAACGGAUGCUCGAGAACCAGAGCAGAGAAAUCGGUACGCUCCGAGCACAAAACGAGACGUUCGUUAAACUGCGGACGGAAUUAAACCGAAAAACGGCCGAACUGGAAGCGCUGGAAAAUGAACGACGGGACGCCGAAAAGAAAUCGAAGGAAUUUCUCGGCCGAUUCAGGACCCUCGAACGCGAGCUGGAGAACGAAAGGAAAACGAUUGAAAACCUGAAUCGUCGAUUGAGCGAAAUGCGAGACGAAAAGAGCGGUUUUUUGCUGGAAUUAGAGGAAAAAAAUCAGAGAGAGAUUAACGAACUCGAGAAUGCGUUCAAAGAACGAAAGGCUUCGCUCUUGAAGACAAAUCAGAAUCUCUCGCAGUCCUUACGCGACGAAAAAUCGAAAGCGAAUCACUUUCGUAAGAUGUUGAAGGAAAUGACGCAAACAAAUCUCGAUCUGCAAGACAAGGAGAAAAAGACCCUUACGAAAUUCAGCCAAGAAAUAAAAGAUGCUCGUACGAGAUUCGAAGAAUGCGAAGGAGAAAAGAAAAAAUUGGAAACCCUGCUUCCGGACCUGAAUCGAGAGAUCCAACGCUUAACCGAAUCAAAUACCGAGCUAGAACGUUUAAAGAAACAGAUUGAAACGAAAUUCGAAGAGCUGAAAACGGACUGCGAUAACGAGAUCGAAGCGUUGAAAAAGCAAAUCGAGCGUUUGAUGCAGAAAAACGAAAAUCUAGACCGCGAACUUCAGGAAACGAACGUUAGAGUGGAAGAACUCAAUGCGGAAUCGAACCGAUGGAAAGGAGACUACGAAGAAGUUCGACAAAAAUACGUCGCCGACGCUACAAGGUACGAAAUACAACACGACGAAUGGGUGAGGGACAUGACGCUGUUAAAGAAUAAGUCGGACGAAUCGACGCGUCUCAUGCAGCAGUUGCGAUCGGAAAACGAAGAAUUGCGUUUCCACUUACGGAAUGAGAAUCCGGAUUCAGAAAUGCGAAGGGUGAAGGAAGAAAAUUCGAAAGUCUUAGAUGUCCUCCAACGGGGCUUGAACGAAGCCGAAUCGCAACUCGAAAUCAUCCAAGGUGAGAACACGCGGUUGUUGGUCUCUCUGAACGAAAACAUAGGUAAGCGUUUGAUGGCGGAGAAAGAAAUUGAGGGUCAUCUCAAGGAAACGAAACAGUUACGGGAAGAACUGACGAGACAGCAGCAAAAUGCCUCACGGAUGGCCGAAGAGUACGAAAAUAGCAUUCUGAAAUUAAAGCGAGAAAACGACGACGAAAGUAAAAAGAACGAGUGUCGAGAAACGGUCGGGAAAGAAAAAGUUACCCAAACUGAUCUUUUCAAUUUUUAUCACAACGAGUUAUCUUUGCAAGUGGAUGAAAAAUUGACGAAGUUAGUAACUUCCGCGGAAGAAAAGAGUAGGAGUACCGUAAAAGAAGAUAUUUCGAAGAGAUUGGCUUCCGUCUUAGAGAGAAUGAGGGAAGAUAUCGAAGAAACAUUUCGAUUUUUUUCGGAAGGUUUUAGCAUCGAUGAAGGCGAAUUCAACGAACUAGUCUAUACUUGGCUGCGAGAGGACAAGAGGGGAAAUAGGUUGGUCCAAACCACCCAGUUCACGUGUUCGGUUGAUUACUGCAUGCGGGAGAUUGAAAACCAGUCUAGUCUGGGAUGA
Messenger RNA from Uloborus diversus, 2604 nucleotides. RefSeq names its product myosin-2 heavy chain-like. The record is from RefSeq and is a predicted model, not a curated record. The transcript is spliced from 3 exons. Bases 1 to 2604 code for a protein of 867 amino acids. Lineage: Eukaryota; Metazoa; Arthropoda; Arachnida; Araneae; Uloboridae.